Symsagittifera roscoffensis is the source of this 1477-nucleotide messenger RNA. Its product is annotated as cytosolic 5'-nucleotidase 3-like. Gene Ontology annotation, cellular component: cytoplasm. Lineage: Eukaryota; Metazoa; Xenacoelomorpha; Acoela; Convolutidae. Gene Ontology annotation, molecular function: magnesium ion binding; 5'-nucleotidase activity. The record is from RefSeq and is a predicted model, not a curated record. The coding region runs from base 15 to 1088 and encodes 357 amino acids. The transcript is spliced from 7 exons.
UAUUAAAUAGAUCAAUGAACCUGGACGAUUUAUUAAUCCAUGCCGGUUCUAAAGUCCAUAUCAAAGCUCCCGCUAAACUAAAGGAAACAUUGCAAGAUUACUGUUUUGAUGGUGCUGACUUUCUUCAGAUUCUGACAGACUUUGACCGAACAUUAACAAAGCAUUCUUCCAAUGGGAUCGUCACACCUUCAACACACGCCGUGUUGGAAAAUAGUGGACUUUUCUCAGACGAGUAUAGAGACAAAGCGACAGUACUUCGUGACAAAUAUUACCCCUUAGAGAUGGACCCAACUAUAGACAGAGAGAAAAAAGAAAAACUUAUGGUUGAGUGGUGGUCUGAAGGUCACAGGCUGCUUCUGCUUGAGAAAAUCAAAAAGACUGAAGUUCAGUGUGCAGUGCGAGAGAGCAGAAUGGAGUUCAGGAAGGGAUUCGAGAGGUUUAGAAGAGUGCUAUGUGCUCAUGAAGUCCCCACAUUAGUCUUUUCAGCUGGCAUAGGAACUAUAGUUAAAGAAGUGUUCCUUCAGAAAAGUUCACACCGGUUGGAGAGUUUGCAAAUUGUGUCUAACUUCCUACAUUUCAACGAACAGGGAAUCACAGUAGGAUUCGAGGGACCUCUUAUCCACACCUUCAACAAAGGCAGAUUCAGCCAUCUUAACAAAGAGUACUUUGCACGCACUGCGAAGAGAAAAAACGUGAUUCUGCUAGGCGACACAUUAGGCGACGUGGAAAUGGGGAAUAAUUUAGAUGAGAGCAAGUUCAAUGUUCUCAAGAUAGGAUUCCUCAACGACAAAGUUGAGCAAAACCGAGCCUUCUACCUCAAAGUGUAUGACAUAGUAAUCGAAGACCCCGAAAACAUGGAAUACGUGUUCGAGCUUAUCUGUGCCAUUUUGAACGUAGGCGAAGACGAGAAAUCACGACUGAAUGAGUCAUUCUCCAUUCCCUCCGAGUCGAGUCCGAAGACGGUGGUAGAUUUGUCCUCUCGGGCCUUGACUUGUCCUUCGGCGGUAGAUGCGGAGGAACACGGGAAUAUAGUCGGCAAUGUAACAGUUUCCCCGGCAGGUUCAUUGGUGCUAAGUUCCGCCCAGUAGUCAUUACUUAACAACUUGUUUACUCCUCCGUCUCUUCCGUGAGCGAAAAAACCAGCCGAAUUAUAAAAGAAAACAAAAUGCGCAGAUUAUAUAAACCAGCCAAAAUUUACGUCAUUUGAAUUAAAUUCUGCCAAAUUUUUGCAACUUACAUAAUUCAGGAUCAAUGAACGAAGUGAAGACACUUUGGUAGUGUGUUUUUUUUUGUGAAAGUCUUAGUGUUUGUUCACGCUCAUUUGUUUUCGCCGCCAGACUCUUGAUUUUUCAUUUGCUUAAUGGAAGGCAAGUUAUGCUCUCCAGUUACGAAAGUGCAAAGGGUGCAAAAAAAACGUAAAUGACUUGAGUUUCGAAUGUUGCUUUUAAUUUUAACCGGAACAAAAAUAAGCUCUCAA